Messenger RNA from Mytilus californianus (California mussel), 584 nucleotides. RefSeq lists its product as uncharacterized. The coding region runs from base 6 to 584 and encodes 192 amino acids. The record is from RefSeq and is a predicted model, not a curated record. NCBI's taxonomy places the organism in Eukaryota, Metazoa, Mollusca, Bivalvia, Mytilida, Mytilidae. The transcript has 2 exons.
UUGAAAUGAGAUUGAGUGCCCUACCAUCUGCACAGAGUCCAAAUACUCUAGAAUUGAACAAGAAACAAAAACAUGCGAAAGUAAUGCGUGAAAGACGAGCAAAGUGGAAUGAACAACAGAAACAAGAAAAUAAAGAAAGAAGCAGAAUAAGGAUGCAAAAUAUGCGUGAAAGGAAAAAAAAAAGAACAUACUCAAAAGUCUUGAAACCAGCACAUGACAAUUUAAAAGGAAAAACAAAGACAGACAAGAUGGCCAGAAAAAAAUUUGUUUCCAAUUUAUCAGACCAUAUCAAAAGAAAAUAUGGCAUGCAAAGUUUAGUUUGUAAAACCUUUGGAAUUGAAAAAAGAUACUUAACAAAAUAUUGUAAAAACACAGAGCAGAAACAAAGAAAGGAUACUAUUUCAAAAGAUACUACAGAUUCUGCUAACAAAUUUCUUGUACGUGAAGACAUAUCAAUUAAUGUACCAAAUAUAAAAGCAAUGAAAGCAAAUACAGAAGACCAUCAAUUUGUGCUACAGAAGUCAACGACAGAAAUAUAUUCAGAUUGGAUGGCCGAAAACCAAAAUACAGUUAUCAAAAUCUAA